This is a messenger RNA of Oncorhynchus mykiss (rainbow trout), 4427 nucleotides long. RefSeq names its product serine/threonine-protein kinase PAK 2. Lineage: Eukaryota; Metazoa; Chordata; Actinopteri; Salmoniformes; Salmonidae. Gene Ontology annotation, molecular function: ATP binding; protein serine/threonine kinase activity. The record is from RefSeq and is a predicted model, not a curated record. Gene Ontology annotation, biological process: protein phosphorylation.
AGACAGCUAAACAAGUGAAAACAGAACAUCUUCUAAAUCAAUGUACAGACAGAGACAAGCUACCGAACACACGGUUUAAAACCCCGCUCACCCGGCGCGGAAACUAAAUCGAGCGUACCGUUCUGUCUGGGCUUGGUCUGUGGUUCGUUCCGUUUCCGCCCUGUCAUCCUGGCUUUUCUCCGGUCCUCGGAGCCCAAUUCCAGAAGAGGACAGCUAAACAAGUGAAAACUGUUUAUUAGCUAAACUGACUACAGUCUAUUAGCUCAAAUCUUAAGUAAAUCACAGCGCCAGAUCGGUGUACCGCGGAGACAAAGAGAGGAGGAGGGGCGGGGUUUCAGGAGUUUUACAUGAGACGAGAUAUUGCUUCCUAGUUAAGCUUACUGGUGUGUGUGUGUGUGUAGAUGUGUGACAGCGGUGUGUGUGAAGACAAGCCCCCCGCCCCCCCUGUCAGAAUGAACAGCCAAGGAGGCGGAGCCAAGGACUCCGUGUCGGGCAACUACAACUCUCGGUCCCUCCCCUCUGUUCCUGAGGAGAAACAGAAACGAAAUAAAAUCAUCUCCAUGUUCGCCUCCGAGAAAGGAGGCAGGAAGAAGGAUCGUGAUAAGGACAACAGACCAGAGAUCUCCUCUCCGUCAGACUUUGAACACACCAUCCAUGUGGGCUUCGACGCCGUCACAGGAGAGUUCACAGGCAUGCCGGAGCAGUGGUCCAACCUGCUCCAGACAUCUAACAUCAGUAAAUCGGAGCAGAAGCAGAAUCCUCAGGCUGUUCUGGACAUUCUCAAGUUCUACGACUCCUCCACCGCAAAACAGAAAUACCUCUCCUUCUCAGAAAAAGAUGCACAGUCGCCUGGAAAGCAGGGUGCCACGUCCUCGCCAUCCGGCGGUAAAGACGGUGAAGAUGAUGACGAUGAUGGAGACGAAGCUCCGCCCCCUAUUGUGGCGCCACGGCCUGAGCACACCAAAUCAGUGUACACCAAGUCUGUCAUCGACCCACUUCCUCCGCUGCCAGAGCCUGACUCCGCCUCCAACAGGAACAAGAAGAAACAGCAGGGCAAGAUGACUGACGAGGAAAUCAUGGAGAAACUACGAACCAUCGUCAGUAUUGGAGAUCCCAAGAAGAAGUACACACGCUAUGAGAAGAUCGGCCAGGGAGCGUCUGGUACUGUCUACACAGCCAUCGAUGUUGCCACUGGUGCAGAGGUAGCUAUCAAACAGAUCAACCUCCAGAAACAGCCGAAGAAGGAGCUGAUCAUCAACGAGAUCCUGGUGAUGAAGGAGUUACAACAACCUAACAUCGUCAACUACGUAGACAGUUUCCUGGUAGGUGAGGAGUUGUUUGUGGUGAUGGAGUAUCUGGCUGGAGGUUCACUCACGGACGUUGUCACGGAAACAUGCAUGGACGAGGCUCAGAUCGCUGCUGUGUGCAGAGAGUGUCUGCAGGCUCUGGAGUUUCUCCAUGCCAACCAGGUGAUCCACAGAGACAUCAAGAGUGACAACGUGCUGCUGGGCAUGGACGGAUCUGUCAAGCUCACUGACUUUGGGUUCUGUGCCCAGAUCACUCCAGAGCAGAGUAAGAGGAGCACCAUGGUGGGGACUCCCUACUGGAUGGCUCCUGAGGUGGUGACCAGGAAGGCCUACGGACCCAAGGUGGACAUCUGGUCCCUGGGCAUCAUGGCUAUAGAGAUGGUGGAGGGAGAACCCCCUUACCUCAACGAGAACCCACUCAGGGCCCUCUACCUGAUAGCCACCAAUGGGACUCCAGAGCUCCAGUCUCCAGAGAAGUUAUCUCCAGUGUUCAGGUCCUUCCUGUCCCGCUGUCUGGAGAUGGAUGUAGAGAAGAGAGGAGGGGGGAAAGAACUACUGCAGCAUCCAUUCCUAAAGCUGGCCAAGCCUCUCUCCAGCCUCACCCCUCUCAUCCUGGCAGCCAAGGAGGCCAUGAAGAGUAACCGCUAACCCUGGUUAGCCACAGAUACACUGGAUUCCUAUGUCUCUGUGUUAGCCUGACCGCUAACUACUAGCCUUACCAGCUAACUUCCAGCCCUACUGUGCCAACUCAUCAGUGCCUCUCUGUAACUGACAGCAUCUCCUCCUUGAUGCUAAACACCAGCCUGCUAGCGCCCUGGCUUGUACACCUACAAGUCACACAAGUCGGCUUCCUGCUCUGUUUGACUCCCCUUCUCCUCUAUCCCUCACCCCUCACUCCAUAUCACACACCAGUCUUCCUAUGUCUCUUACCCCCUCCCUGUCUUUCCCUCACCCCCCCCCCCCCUCCCUGUCUGUCCCUCACCCCCCCUCCCUGUCUGUCCCUCACCCCCCUCCCUCCCUGUCCCUCACCCCUCACUCCAUAUCACACACCAGUCUUCCUAUGUCUCUUACCCCCUCCCUGUCUGUCCCUCACCCCCCCUCCCUGUCUGUCCUUCACCCCUCACUCCAUAUCACACACCAGUCUUCCUAUGUCUCUUACCCCCUCCCUGUCUGUCCCUCACCCCCCCUCCCUGUCUGUCCUUCACCCCUCACUCCAUAUCACACACCAGUCUUCCUAUGUCUCUUACCCCCUCCCUGUCUGUCCCUCACCCCCCCUCCUCAUCUCUCCUUCACCCCUCACUCCAUAUCACAUACCAGUCUUCCUAUGUCUCUUACCCCCUCCCUGUCUGUCCCUCACCCCCCCUCCUCAUCUCUCCUUCACCCCUCACUCCAUAUCACAUACCAGUCUUCCUAUGUCUCUUACCCCCUCCCUGUCUGUCCCUCACCCCCCCUCCUCAUCUCUCCUUCACCCCUCACUCCAUAUCACAUACCAGUCUUCCUAUGUCUCUUACCCCCUCCCUGUCUGUCCCUCACCCCCCCUCCUCAUCUCUCCUUCACCCCUCACUCCAUAUCACAUACCAGUCUUCCUAUGUCUCUUACCCCCUCCCUGUCUGUCCCUCACCCCUCACUCCAUAUCACACACCAGUCUUCCUAUGUCUCUUUCCCCCUCCCUGUCUGUCCCUCACCCCCCCUCCUCAUCUGUCCCUCACCCCUCACUCCAUAUCACACACCAGUCUUCCUAUGUCUCUUACCCCCUCCCUGUCAGUCCCUCACCCCCCCUCCCUGUCUGUCCCUCACCCCCCCUCCCUGUCUGUCCCUCACCCCCCUCCCUGUCUGUCCCUCACCCCCACUCCCUGUCUGUCCCUCACCCCCCCUCCUCAUCUCUCCUUCACCCCUCACUCCAUAUCACACACCAGUCUUCCUAUGUCUCAUACCCCCUCCUCAUCUGUCCCUCACCCUUCACUCCAUAUCACACACCAGUCUUCCUAUGUCUCUUACCCCCUCCCUGUCUGUCCCUCACCCCCCCUCCUCAUCUGUCCCUCACCCCUCACUCCAUAUCACACACCAGUCUUCCUAUGUCUCUUACCCCCUCCCCGUCAGUCCCUCACCCCCCCCCCCUCUUCAUCUGUCCCUCACCCCUCACUCCAUAUCACACACCAGUCUUCCUAUGUCUCUUACCCCCUCCCUGUCUGUCCCUCACUCCCCCUCCUCAUCUGUCCCUCACCCCUCACUCCAUAUCACACACCAGUCUUCCUAUGUCUCUUACCCCCUCCCUGUCUGUCCCUCACCCCCCCCUCCUCAUCUGUCCCUCACCCGCCCUCCAUUUUCCUCACCCUCUUUUUCAUUCAGAUGUUGUGAGGUUUUCUUGUUCUGUUUGUCUCUCUGCCUGCUACCUGUUCUUUCUCUCUCUUUACUCUGACUAAGAAACUUAAAGGUGCAAUCUGUAACUUUUUUUUGUCCCACAAACAAAUGGAUCAUUUCAAGCCUACAGUAUCAGUGUUGCAGUACACCUGCAAAUAAAACUACAGAUUGCACCUUAAAAAUAAUUGCUGUAUGGAACUAUCUCGGUAUUCAAUUCAAAUAUUUUGGCAGCAAAACCAAAUAAAACAUUUCAAAGUCGUUUUGUAUAUUAUGUACUUUGGCAAACGUUGAGGGGUAAAAAAUCUGGAUAUUUAGACAACUGUUUUGUAAUGUGUAUGAAUACUUUUCAUUAUGUGUUUUGUGACUAACAUUCGGAUAGAAACCUUCCAUAACGGUGUGCCUUAAUGAACACAACAUCUAGGCUCUAUGGGGUGAAUCCUAACUUUCACUUCAUUAAGUUGAAUUGUCACUUAGUGUUCCAUUGACAUCAACGCAUGACUACGUGAAAACGGGACGUAAGUGGAAGUUAGGAUUUGCUCCUAUGAUUGGCCAAUCAAAAAGCAUUCCACCGUGCUAGACUAGUUCAUUCCAUUUCACAGACAUUCCAGUCAGAGAGGUUGAGUCUGAUGAUGUUGAUGAUUUUAAUAAGUAUCCCCUUCUGUUCUUCAUUUUUAAUUAAUGAAACCAAACCUUUUUUUUACAGGAAGCCAUGUAUUUUCAAACAGUCUAUGUAAAUGAUUAAAGAUAGACUUGAACUAA